AAAUUGAUUAAAGUUGAUUAUUUACACUUUUCUCUGUUUUGGAGUUGGACGCAGAUCUGAGAGAUCUAGAGGAAGAAGACGAGACGAAGAAGCAGAGCAGCAAAUGGCAUCCAUGGCGGCAGGACCAGAUCACCUCUUCAACCUGAGAAACAGUUUUUACCUAGGUGCAUAUCAAGCGGCGAUCAACAACAGCGAGAUCCCUAAUCUUUCGCAAGAAGAUAUCGUCGAGCGUGAUUGCCUUGUCCAUCGCUCUUACAUCGCUCUUGGUAGCUACCAGCUGGUCAUCAAUGAGAUCGACGAAGCGUCGGCUACUCCUCUUCAGGCAGUGAAGCUCCUUGCUAUGUACCUUUCGAGCCCUGAAAACAAGGAAUCAACCAUUGCUAGCUUGAGGGAAUGGCUGGCAGAUCCAACUGCUGGGAGCAAUGCUACCGUUAGGUUGAUUGCUGGUACUAUCUUCAUGCAUGAGGAAGACUAUAGUGAGGCUCUCAAGCACACUCAUUCUGGAGGAACCAUGGACCUGCACGCUUUGAAUGUCCAGAUAUUCAUAAAGAUGCACAGGUCAGAUUAUGCAGAGAAACAGCUGAGAGUGAUGCAACAGUUUGAUGAAGACCACACACUCACUCAACUCGCAAGCGCAUGGUUGAACCUGGCAGUAGGGGGUUCCAAGAUACAGGAAGCUUAUCUAAUCUUCCAGGAUUUCUCUGAGAAGUACCCAAUGACAAGCUUGAUCUUGAACAGCAAGGCGGUUUGUUGCAUGCAUAUGGGUAACUUUGAAGAAGCUGAGACUCUUCUGCUUGAUGCACUCAACAAGGAUGCGAAAGACCCAGAAACUCUUGCAAACUUAGUUGUGUGCAGUAUUCAUGUGGGGAAACCAUCUCCACGCUACCUAAGCCAGCUGAAACUGUCACAUCCAGAACAUGUACUUGUGAAGCGAGCAGCUUCAGCUGAAGAUAACUUCGAGAGAGCGCUUCAAUCUUUCGCCUGAAAGACCUCAAAAUCCAUGGUUCAGCUAAAACUCACCUCGAAUCGAUUUGCUAUAUUAUCUACCAGAAAGAGCAUCUUAUUCUUACAACCCUGCCUUGAAACUAGUAUAUGAACUGUUUUUCCUCAUUGGACAUGUUGCAUUUUCUUUGAUUUCUUCACUGAAGCUUUUGUUGUCAUUGUGUUUCAAAUCCAACAGUAGAUCUUAUUCCAUAAAAUCCAAAACCAAACAUAACUGA
Brassica rapa (field mustard) is the source of this 1220-nucleotide messenger RNA. Its product is annotated as coatomer subunit epsilon-1. Gene Ontology annotation, molecular function: structural molecule activity; protein binding. Gene Ontology annotation, cellular component: COPI vesicle coat. NCBI's taxonomy places the organism in Eukaryota, Viridiplantae, Streptophyta, Magnoliopsida, Brassicales, Brassicaceae. The record is from RefSeq and is a predicted model, not a curated record. Gene Ontology annotation, biological process: intra-Golgi vesicle-mediated transport; retrograde vesicle-mediated transport, Golgi to endoplasmic reticulum; endoplasmic reticulum to Golgi vesicle-mediated transport.